AUGGAAAGCACAGUCACCUUGGCUGGCCAUGUUCACUACAGCUUUCGGAAGUUCAAGGUUGACGAGUUCUACAUUGAUGUAGACUACUCGUCUGCUUUGAACCUCAAUAUCUCUGCUGCAGUCAACGCCCAGUAUUCGACCAACUUGUACAACUACAACCCUCUUUCCGUAUCUGUUUCAGCCUUCACUAUUCCCGGCAUCAUCGAUGUCGGCCCCAUGGUGAACUUCGGUCUCGGCAUCGAAUUUGCUGCAUCCGGUGUUGUCAAGGCGUCUGUGGACGUUGUCUCAACUAUUACCGAUGCUCAAGUUCACCUUGACUUUUUGGACUCCGCCAAGACCUCUACAACAGGCUGGAAGCCGCAGACCAACGUCACCACGGAUAUCACUGCUCAAGUUGAGCUUCAGCUAAAUCCGUUUGCUGACCUGACCGUUGCCCUGGGGGUCAAGCUUUUCAACGGUCUCCUAGACAUGUCUGCUGGAGUCGAGGCGAAGCCUCAGGUCGUCAACGUAUUUGCGGCGGACUUUGACUUCGCUUACACCAGCGCCAGCGGUGUUACCUUUGCAAAGCCUACUGAGGAUCAGUGCAAGAAUGGCGCUUGGUUUGCUAGCACUUUCCACUUGGGCGUUGAUGCAUAUGUCACGCAGUUCUACACCAAGAAAUUGUACGAGGUCGAUGUGCCGAUUUACCAGUCGCAAUGCUGGAAUUUUGUCCACUGA
This is a messenger RNA of Colletotrichum lupini, 717 nucleotides long. RefSeq lists its product as uncharacterized. Lineage: Eukaryota; Fungi; Ascomycota; Sordariomycetes; Glomerellales; Glomerellaceae. The transcript has a single exon. The record is from RefSeq and is a predicted model, not a curated record. Bases 1 to 717 code for a protein of 238 amino acids.